AGUGCUUUGAGCAGACAUAGAAGAACAUUGUGGAUAGUUAUCUAUUGAUUACGGUACUACUCAGUGCUUAGCAGCCUUCAGUGGAGUGAUAACGGUGGAACUGAACAGUAUAAGAUGCCGCCUUCUGGGGACACACCGAUUAUUAGUGAUGUGGAAGAUGGAGCCCGAAACAAUAACACGUCAAACAGAGGAGAUGAUCUCCUCGUCAUAGCGAUCGUUGACUCCAAAUCUACCGAUCGUCUCACACAUUUCUGCCGCCCUGGGGAACGGUCCAUCCGAUCUCCGACUGACUUGGCCGGACCUCCUCAGAGACAACUGUUCUGCAAAACUCACUCCGUCAAGACGAAAUGUGUCUUAAAACCUGCCUCGGAAAAUCAUGUGUGUCAAACACCCGAUGAAGAAGACGAACACAUCCCAGCCAAACCAAAACCCCUGAAGCUUAGCGAGUUUUCAAAACAACAAGUGCUUGUGUUAUUGACGUUAGCUCUAGGGAACUUUCUCAGUUUCUGUUCUAUGUCUAUCCUGGCUCCUUUCUUUCCCAAAGAGGCAAACCUGAAAGGAAUGGAUGUAUCACUUUCUGGGCUAGUUUUCAGCUUUUAUGCUCUCAUCGUCUCUCUCACCGCACCAUUUUUGGGCAAGAUGUUACCUAAGAUUGGUGCCAAACCUCUUUACAUCUGGGGUCUCAUGCUAGCAGCAGCCAGCAACAUUCUGUUUGGACUUCUUCCUCACAUAAUGGAUUACACACUUUUCACAGUUAUGGCUUUCUUAGUCCGGGGAAUGGAAGCAUUGGGCGCAAGUGCUUUCUCUACUUCAAGUUUUGUCUUCAUCGUGGAGACUUUCCCCGACAACAUAAGUACAAUAUUGGGUGUAAUGGAGACAGUAAUAGGUCUAGGGAUGAGUGUAGGACCAGCAAUAGGAGGAAUUUUAUACUCGAUUGGAGGGUUUGGUCUGCCAUUUUUCAUCCUUGGAGGGAUUAUGUUCAUUGUUGUGCCACUGGAUAUAUGGGUUCUACCUCCAGCUUCUGCUGAAACAAAAAACAACCCUUCAGGAUCUUUUUGGAAGCUUGUUAAGAUCCCAGCUGUGUUUGUUGUUUCUAUAAUCAUUGUGAUCAGCUCUAAUGUUUGGUCAUUCUUGGACCCGGUGCUGGAACCUCAUUUAGAGACGUUCUCAUUGACCAGUCGGCAGGUCGGGUUUGUGUUUCUGUUGUUCUCCUCAGUCUACGCAGUGUUCAGUUUGUUCUGGGGUUGGCUGGCUGACAAGCUCAACAAUCAUUGGUCCAUGAUGGUGGUAGGCCUGGCUAUUUCAACAGGUAGCCUGCUGGUGCUUGGACCUUCGCCCCACCUUACCUCCAAGCCUAACGCCCUCUGGGUGGACCUGGUAGCGCUGUGUGUGUUGGGGAUAUCAGUGGCUCUGACUCUGAUGCCGACCUAUCAAGCGAUUCUCAACUUUGCAGUGGAGAGAGGUCUGAAGAGACACGUGACUACUUACAGCUUGGUUGCCGGAACUUGGUCUUGUAUGUAUUCUUUGGGCGAAAUGAUUGGACCAACAGUUGGAGGCUUUGCUCUACAGAACUAUGGAUUUCCCAUUUUAACAACUGGGAUGGCUUAUUCAACUUUCAUCAUGAUGGUCAUCAGCCUGGUAUACUUCUCCUGCAGACAUUUCUGUCCCGCAGAGGUGGAGAGUGAAAAGAGUACCCAGAAGAAGCCACUACUGGAGAACCCAACCAUGUACUACGGAGCCUGUACUGACCAGUGUGUCCUGACAUUGGCUCCAGUCUCACAGAACAGCAUGGCCUUCUCUGUAUAACCAAGAGUGGUUUUGAUCCUACUACGAAGACUGCACAACUGCUUGUAAAUAGCUGUACAUAGGAUACUACUUCUAUUUCACAGUCAAGUAUCAUAAGUUAACAAUUCCUCCUAAGGUAGAAAUGAUCUGAGGCAGUACAGUAUUCUGUAGCAUUACCGAAUGUGAUAGUCAUGUUCUGAAUACUUAUUUUAGUGUAAAACAUAAGUGUUAAUUGAUUUGUUAAGUUUUAAUAGUUUUAUUUCUUCAUUGUUACUCCAAAAGGUAGGUUAGUACUUAGCUUUAAACCAUAGAAUUGCCAUAAUUUUGAAAAUAAAAAAUAAUAAAAAUAAAAAUUAUUCACAAAUCUGUUUGCGGUACUCACACCCAAAUCAAAUUAAAGCUUCUAUGAGUCAAUGUAAGAUGUAUUAAGUGUUAAUUUAACUAUAGAUGUUAUUGCUAAUGAAAAUUAUUUAAUAAGAUUCCAAUAAGUGUUCACUGUAAACAUA
Messenger RNA from Macrosteles quadrilineatus (aster leafhopper), 2291 nucleotides. RefSeq names its product MFS-type transporter SLC18B1-like. Lineage: Eukaryota; Metazoa; Arthropoda; Insecta; Hemiptera; Cicadellidae. The record is from RefSeq and is a predicted model, not a curated record. Gene Ontology annotation, biological process: transmembrane transport. The transcript has 14 exons. Gene Ontology annotation, molecular function: transmembrane transporter activity. The coding region runs from base 115 to 1806 and encodes 563 amino acids.